Molecule: messenger RNA, 1304 nt
Organism: Siniperca chuatsi (mandarin fish)
Lineage: Eukaryota; Metazoa; Chordata; Actinopteri; Centrarchiformes; Sinipercidae
Product: pre-miRNA 5'-monophosphate methyltransferase
Exons: 2
Coding region: 212-1009 (265 amino acids)
Biological process (GO): negative regulation of pre-miRNA processing; miRNA metabolic process
Cellular component (GO): cytoplasm
Molecular function (GO): O-methyltransferase activity; RNA methyltransferase activity
Source: RefSeq, a predicted model, not a curated record
GUUGCUAUGGUUAUUGGUGGCUAUUUUUAACUGUGGUGGCAGUUUCUGCCUGUAAAAAACAUUUUUCCGAAUUUAUAUUUAGCGUAAUAUAUAAUGGAGAUGGAGACAUUCAAAUUCAUCUCUCUUUUUUUAAUUCAAAUCUACCUACACAGAGGGUUUAGUAUCAACUGAACCUAGCACAAACACAACAGCCUGAAUUUAACCGCAGCCCAUGUUUUCCACCCGGAAGUAUUUUGGAGGCGCGCACCUUACAAUGGCAACAUGUUCGAUAGGUAGCGACUCUGUUGAUGAAAUAAAUGAUCCAGGAGCCGCUCCUUACGGCAACUUUAUAAACUAUUACACUUUCAAUCCCCCGGAGAACCGCUUGAGUCUGGUUCCAGCCACACUCCUUCAGGAUUUAGGUUACAGCGACGGUCAUCAGACCACACUGAUCCUGGACGUGGGAUGUAAUUCAGGGGAACUGAGUGUAGCCUUUUACAAGCAUCUGUUGCAGGAGGAUGUGUGCAACAAGGAGUCAGUCAGGAGGAAAGUUAAACUCCUGGGCUUCGACUUGGAUGAGACCCUCAUUCAACGGGCUCAGCAGACCAACCCUCUGCCCAGCAGCAUCUCCUUCCUCCCUCUGGACAUCACUAAAGACACCGACCAGCUGCAGGACUACCUCAACCAGCACGGCUGCUCCCACUUCCACCUGAGUCUGUGCCUGGCUGUCACCAUGUGGGUCCACCUAAACCACGGAGACCCCGGCCUGCUGAAGCUGCUCUCUCGUCUGGCUUCCAUCAGCCAGCACCUCCUGCUGGAGGCACAGCCCUGGAAGUGCUACCGCUCUGCGGCCCGACGGCUGAGGAAGCUGGGCCGCUCAGACUUUGACCACUUCAAGACCCUGAAGAUCCGUGGGGAUGUAGCAGAACAUGCCAGGGAGCACCUGGAGAGACACUGCGGCAUGGAGCUCAUCCAGAGCUUCGGCAGCACUGCAUGGGACCGCAAGCUGCUGCUCUUCAAAAGGAGAUGAGACUGAGGGACAAGAGUCAAGAGAAUCGAUUAUCAAAAUGAUUGUCAAUUCCACAAAUUAUUGCAGCUCUAGAGGAAAGGAAAACUGGGGGCUGUAGCACAUUUAAAUUGAUCUUUUGUGGCUAAAACCUUUAUUUUCUGCUUGAUAAGUUUGUAUUAUUAUCUGCCUCAACACUGAUUUUGUUAAUUAAAACGUUUAAAUGUUUGCCAGAAAUAACCUAGCUACACAAUUGUUUACAUUAUGUAUGCAAUCAUUACCGUGCAGAUUAAAUGAUAAAACACAGCGUUUGCCAUUA